This is a messenger RNA of Corapipo altera (White-ruffed manakin), 5699 nucleotides long. It is a transcript of the gene USP38, whose product is annotated as ubiquitin specific peptidase 38. The transcript has 11 exons. The coding region runs from base 11 to 3130 and encodes 1039 amino acids. The record is from RefSeq and is a predicted model, not a curated record. Gene Ontology annotation, biological process: ubiquitin-dependent protein catabolic process; protein deubiquitination. Gene Ontology annotation, molecular function: cysteine-type endopeptidase activity; cysteine-type deubiquitinase activity. NCBI's taxonomy places the organism in Eukaryota, Metazoa, Chordata, Aves, Passeriformes, Pipridae. Gene Ontology annotation, cellular component: cytosol; nucleus.
AGAGUUCUCCAUGGACAAGAUCCUGGAGGGGCUGGUGAGCUCGUCGCACCCGCUGCCGCUGAAGCGGGUGAUCGUGCGGCGCGUGGUGGAGUCGGCGGAGACGCCGCUGAGCCAGGCGCAGUGCCGCGCCAUGUUCGCGCUCGGCACCCGGCUGGUGCUGCAGGGCCCCGACCCCUUCCAGCGCCAGGUGGGGCGGCAGGUGCUGGACGCCUACGGCCGCUUCCACCGCGACGAGUUCGAGGCGUUCUUCAACCGCGGGCUCGUCCUGGGCCUCCUGCAGCGCGGCUACGGCGAGCUGAGCAACCGCGACCCCGCCAUCCUCGACUACAUCCAGGCGGGGCUGCGCCUCAUCAUGAGCUGCCCCUCGGUGCUGGAGCUCUUCGAGCUGCUGCAGGUGGAGGCGCUGCGCCUGGUGUGCGAGCGCCCGGCGCCGCCGCUCUGCGCCCGCCUCUGCCAGCUCCUGGGAGACUUCCCGCAGUGCCUGCCCCGCGGCAGGAAGCUCUCGCUCGCCUUCUGCCAGCAGCUGGUGCGCAGCAUCGCGCACUUCCAGAGCCAGGGCACCCGGGAGGCUGAGCUGCGCCUCUACGUGUCGCAGGUGACGCAGGUCAGCGCGCUGCUGCGGAGCGUCUGGAAGGCAGAGCCCGACACGCUGCUGCCCUCCCUGCAGGAGCUCUUCGCCGUCAUCUCCGCCGCCGAUACUUCCUUCGAACCUUCUGUUGCACUGGCAAGUCUUGUGCAGCACAUACCACUACAGAUGAUUACAGUACUCAUCAGGAGCCUUACUACAGAUCCAAAUGUGAAAGAUGCAAGUAUGACUCAAGCUCUGUGCAGAAUGAUUGACUGGUUAUCCUGGCCUCUGGCUCAGCAUGUGGAAACGUGGGUGAUUGCACUGCUGAAAGGAUUGGCUGCAGUCCAGAAAUUUACCAUCCUCAUUGAUGUCACUCUGCUUAAGAUCGAAUUGGUCUUUAAUCGACUUUGGUUUCCUCUAGUGAGGCCUGGUGCCCUUGCUGUCCUUUCGCACAUGUUACUUAGUUUUCAGCAUUCUCCAGAAGCUUUUCAUUUGAUUGUCCCCCACGUGGUCAGUUUGGUUCACUCCUUCAAAAGGGAUGGCUUGCCUUCCAGUACAGCCUUUCUGAUGCAGUUGUCUGAGUUGAUACACUGCAUGAUGUAUCAUUAUUCAGGAUUUCCAGAGCUCUAUGAACCCAUUCUGGAAGCUAUUAAGGAUAUGCCCAAACCCACUGAAGAGAAGAUUAAGAUGAUUCUCAGUCAGAGUGCUUGGACUUCUCAAUCCAGUUCUUUGCCAUCUUGUUUAUCUAGACUUUCUGGAAAAUCUGAAACUGGGAAGACAGGUCUAAUAAAUUUAGGAAAUACUUGCUACAUGAACAGUGUUAUUCAGGCACUUUUUAUGGCUACAGAUUUCAGAAGACAUGUUUUAUCUCUGAAUCUAAAUGGCUGUAAUUCACUAAUGAGAAAAUUACAGCAUCUUUUUGCAUUUUUGGCCCAUACACAGAGGGAGGCAUAUGCUCCUAGAAUUUUCUUUGAAGCUUCCAGGCCACCAUGGUUCACCCCUCGAUCCCAGCAGGAUUGCUCAGAAUAUCUCAGAUUCCUGCUAGACAGGCUGCAUGAAGAAGAGAGAACUUUGAAAGCAUUGUCUUCAGCAAAGAGUUCUGAAAGUAUAAUGAAUGAAGAGUCACAGGCACAAGAAACUGUCCAUAAAACACAAGUAUUUGCUGAAACACCUUGUAUGGAAAGUGAAGAAAGAACUCUGAUAGAGAAGAUGUUUGGAGGAAAAUUGAAGACUACCAUAUGCUGUUUGAACUGCAAGAGUAUGUCUCAAAAGGAAGAGGCUUUCACAGAUCUCUCUCUGGCUUUCUGUCCUCCAACUUCCUUGGAGAAUGGCCCAAAAUGUAUGGAACAUUCUGAAGUGAAGGACGACUACGUGGUGCAAACUAACACUUCAGCAACUAGUCCUGCUGCAGAAACACCUCUCAAUAAUUUGGAUGUAAAUCGUGGAUGUGACACAAUAAUGAAUGAAGGAACCAUAGAAGAUUUUUCUGCUGAGCCAAACUCUGAGAACACCACAAUUUCUGAACUCAAGCAAGUUCAGAGUAAUAGGGAUAUGUCUCAGACUCACUUAGUAGGUAAAAAUACCCUGUCAGUUACAGACUUACUCAAUUAUUUUCUGGCACCUGAGAUCCUUAGUGGAGACAAUAAGUAUUAUUGUGAAAAGUGUGCCUCUCUACAGAAUGCGGAGAAAACUAUGCAAAUCGUUGAGGAACCUGAAUACCUCAUUCUCACUCUUUUGAGAUUUUCAUAUGAUCCAAAGUGUCACAUAAGGCGCAAAAUCUUGGACAAUGUGUCUUUACCACUUGUUUUGGAACUGCCAGUCAAAAGCAUAACAUCCCCUCUAGCAGUAGUUUCGGGAAGUUGGUCUGUUGGUGUUGAGAUUUCCGAUACCGGAGAAAACCUUGCUAAAAAACUGAAGCCCUCAGGUGCUGAUGAAGUGACCUGCCCACAACUGGUGCCCUACAUGCUAAGUUCUGUGGUAGUGCAUUCUGGUGUAUCCUCUGAAAGUGGACAUUACUAUUCCUAUGCUAGAAAUGUUACUGGGUCAGGGCCUUCAGGGCUCUGCCACCAGUCUACAGCUCUUUCUUUAGUUUCUCCUCAGGAUAAGUUGUUGACAGAGGAGAGUCCUUGUACUGUCGUAGAAAAUGAGCUGGACACUGAGAUGCCAAGAGAAUGGUUUCUGUUCAAUGACAGCAGAGUGACAUUUACCUCAUUUCAGUCAGUCCAGAAAAUUACCAGUAGAUUUCCAAAGGACACUGCAUAUGUUCUGUUUUACAAAAAGCAAAAUAGCACCUGUGGCUUCAGCACCAAUCCAGCAAAUGGACUCUGGGUAAACGGAGACCCUCCUUUACAAAAGGACCUCAUGGAUGCAAUUACAAAAGAUAACAAACUGUACUUGCAGGAGCAAGAGCUUAGUGCUCGAACACAAGCACUUCAAGCUGCCUCAGCCUCGUGCUCUUUCCGACCCAACGGAUUUGAUGACAACGACCCCCCUGGAAGUUGUGGGCCCACAGGUGGAGGAGGAGGGGGUGGGUUCAGUACCGUUGGUAGAUUAGUCUUUUGACUAUGAAGACAACCUGGAAUACACUGGUUCCGAAGCAGCCCAGUACUGCUGAGGGCAAAUAAAAUAUUGAACUUUGUCAGAUAUUGUACCAAUUUUUGAGACUUGAUCCUCGUUGAAAAGCAGAUGUUGGUGUUUUUUUGGUUAUGUUUUAUUUGAAAUAAAUAAGCGCAUAAUGGAGAAAAACUACCUCUUAAAAAUUCAGUUGCUUUCAUAGUAAGAUAUGCUUGCCCAAAAGAGAGAAAACUUAAGAUUUUUAAGUAGUUGCUAAUGACAUUGCAUUAAACUGAACAAACGCACUUACAUCAGUUUCUCUUGUCCUCAUCCACUGAAUGAAGAAAGUUCAUUUCUUGCUCUGGUGGUAUUGCUUUAUGUGGAAAACCCAUUUUCACAUGGGCUAAACUGUGUCAUGGAGUCUCUCACCCCCAGCUUAUUUCCAAAUCCAGUACCUUUGUGGAUUUUCAGAGAUGAUGCAAUUUAUAAUGAAGGCAAUAACUUAAAUGUGACAUGAUACAGUACUUUCCAGGUUAAAAAUUAUUCAGUCUAUUUCCACUGUAAAUGAAAAGAAGAAAAAAUAAUUUAUACUUAUUUGCUAAGUUGUUAUCCAAAAAAGUGCAUGUUGUGUAGGAACAAUGUUUUUAAAUAGAAAUUGUUAACUUUGUAGCAUUUUUAAUUGUUUUGAGGAUUUUAAAAUUAUUUCAGGGAAUAUAUCUGCUGUGUGUUGGAAAGGAAGAGAUUCUGUAUGUGCCUUGCAGUACUGUAACUUAAAACAAACUUUGAGACUGCAGAAAAUGAGAAAAGUGUGUAGUAGUCAAUUAUUUUUUGUCAGUAUUAGAAAUCAGGACAUAUAUAGAAAGCUUUUAAGUUUUCAGAAGUAAAAAUCUGGUAGUUUGAAAUGCAUUAAGUGUUGCCCUUUAUUUUUUGAUUAAAAAAAGAUUGCGUACCUAGUGAUCUCUGACUUUCAUGGCCUGCACUGCUAAGAAAAAACUGGUCAUAAAUACAAAGCAAUGUUUGUGAAGUCGCAGAAAGGCUGCCUGUAUUGAUCUUUGCUGAGGAGCUGUGCUUCUAAGAGUCCUUUGAAGUCUUGCCUUCAGGUUUUGCUUGUAGUGAGAAGUUUCUGGUGAGUUCAGGAUUUUUUUUUUUCUGUCUGCAGAAGCCCCAAAACGAUUCUGCCUAUGGAGCAGUGUUUGCUUGCUCAUUAGACCAGCAGAGAUGGAGGAUCCACUCCUUAGAGUCUUGGCAGAAAUAACAACUUUGGUUUUUGAUGUGCAAUGAGGAUAACAGAAGCAAAGGAGUUACACUGUCAAUCCUGGUGAUUAAUUCUUAACUUGAAUAAUCUUAGAGUGAAGUGUAAAUUUCUUUAAAGUAUUUUUACAAAAUUCUGCACUGUUUUGCUGUGGUUUUUAUAUUCUACUAGGUGACAAGGUAUAUCCUUAAAAAGCAUGCAGACCUGACAGGUUUUAGCUUAACUGUAUAAAAAUAAAUUUCUUAGGAAAUGCUUUAAAAAGCAUAAAAUAAGUUGAGGAAAAUGAAAUCUUGUUCGUAUGAUUCUAAAAAUAUGGAAUUUAGUCUGAAAGGUAACUUAGCUUGCAAGCUAUUUUUAUAUUAUCACUAAAACUAUGCUAUUUACUCUACUAUAGGUUUGUACGCUACUGCUCAACAAAGCCAGAGCAGCUCACUUUGAUUUUUUCAAUACUUUCCAAGCUUUGUUGUGACGGUUUGUGACACCUUGGCUUUGACCUACGCUUGUCGUUGCUAUCUCAGUUGUAGGUCUCUGAACCAGGGGUUCAGCUGUGGAAAUGUGGAAUGUUUUGAGACCAGCAUGAGGGACGUUCUCAUUUCGUUGUACUUGGACGAGGUUUUCUUGAAAGCUCACUUUGCUUUGAAAUUCUUUCAGUCUGAGAGGGUUUUUUUUAUUGCCUUUUAGGCUUCUCUACCAGUUUACUCUGGUUUUAAAAUGUUUUAUGUGACAGGUUAAUUUGGCUUUCCUCUCCCAGAUUAUGAGGACACACUAAAAAGCUGUCUGCUGUUUGCAUUACAGUGGGAGUAUUUUGUCUCUGUUUCAAUUUACCGUUCGUUUUAAAACACUGGGAAGUAGAAGCAGAGGCAAGUGGUUUUACUCUAUAUGAAAUCAUAAUUUUGUAAAGGUCAGUUUUGUUUUUAUGUUCUCACAAUAAAAAUAUAAAUUAUGUAGCCUACUUAAAAAUAACAUGCAGAAUGAGUUUGUAUACCUGUUGUAUUAUAUUUAUUUCAUGAACUCUCAGAAGGCUUUCUACGCCCUUGUUUGCCUGUUCUAAAUUAGGUGUUAAAUAUGGAAAAUUUAUAUGAGAGUAAUGCCAAUCAGGUUGGAUCUGUUUAGGUACAAAAUAAUGGAUGUCUGAAACUGAAAAUAACUUCUUUCUUUCCCCUUGUUGACUUUUGUUGAUGGAGUUACUUGGGGUUUUACAAGUAGAUUCUAAAAUUCAGAAUACCUACUUGCAAGUCUGUUUGCUGACCUGACAGCUGUCAUAUCGGCCGAUUAGUCAGACCUAACUUGGAAGGUUUCAAUAAACUUGGUGGAAGUGGAGAAGUA